UUCCGAGGCACUUCACUCCCUGCCCUGCUCAUGACAAGAAUGCUUGGGAACGCUCAGCCAGCCAUAUCCCUCCCCUGUCGGAACACCCUGUUCUUAAUGCUCCUCGAGAAGCAGCGUUUCUGAGGCUUUUCCCCACUGCCGCAACUCCCCCAUUAAGCCAGUGGUCUGGUGGCAACGAAGGCCCAAUGGCUGAGAGAACGCCGAGAAAAGAUGGUAAUCUGGGGAACUUGAUCAUGAUUCUGGAAGGAAGUGGUGUAAUGAAUCUCAACCCCAGCAACAACCUCCUUCACCAGCAGCCAGCCUGGACAGACAGCUAUCCCACGUGCAAUGUUUCCAACGGGUUUUUUGGAGGCCAGUGGCAUGAAAUCCAUCCUCAGUAUUGGACCAAGUACCAGGUGUGGGAAUGGCUCCAGCACCUUCUGGACACCAACCAGCUGGAUGCCAGCUGCAUCCCUUUCCAGGAGUUUGACAUCAAUGGCGAGCACCUCUGCAACAUGAGUUUGCAGGAGUUCACCAGGGCAGCGGGGACAGCAGGGCAGCUCCUUUACAGCAACUUGCAGCAUCUCAAGUGGAACGGCCAGUGCAGCAGUGACCUGUUCCAGUCCACACACAAUGUCAUUGUCAAGACAGAACACACUGACCCUUCCGUCAUGAACACCUGGAAAGAAGAAAACUAUUUAUAUGACACCAACUAUGGUAGCACAGUAGAUUUGUUGGACAGCAAAACUUUCUGUCGGGCCCAGAUCUCCAUGACAACCACCAGUCACCUUCCUGUUGCAGAGUCACCUGAUAUGAAGAAGGAGCAAGAUCACCCUGCCAAGUCCCACACCAAAAAGCACAAUCCACGAGGGACUCACCUAUGGGAAUUCAUCCGCGACAUCCUCCUGAACCCAGACAAGAAUCCAGGGUUAAUCAAGUGGGAAGACCGGUCUGAGGGCAUCUUCAGGUUCUUGAAAUCGGAGGCGGUAGCUCAGCUAUGGGGGAAAAAGAAAAACAACAGCAGCAUGACCUACGAAAAGCUCAGCCGAGCAAUGAGAUAUUACUACAAAAGAGAAAUUCUGGAACGUGUGGAUGGACGAAGACUGGUCUAUAAAUUUGGGAAGAAUGCGCGUGGAUGGAGAGAAAAUGAAAACUGAAGGUGCUGACACUUGGAACACAAACCCAAACAUACCCCAAAUCACAACAACCCGAAAACUCCUGGACAUAAAUAUUUCAAAGACUACUUUUCUCUGAUAUUUAUGUACCACGAUGAGGGGGUGGAAAAAAUCUACUUCUAAUGGGAAGAAGGAACACUACAGUUGAUACAAUUAUUUUGUUACUUUCAAGUAUGUCCUAUAUAGGGAACAAACGUACACAGUUUUCUGUGAUCUAUGAUGCUGUAUGUGAUUGUGAUUUGUGUUUGCCUCUAUUGUGAAGUUCUUUUCCCCUGCAAGAAGAACAGGGUUUGUUGCAUUGUGCUUCUUGCUAAGAGAAAGAAGAAAAAAAAAAUCAGAGGGCAUUAAAUGUUUUUAUAUGUAAAAUGAUUUAGGAAAAGGUGAUGUGUCCUUCGCACAUAAGCAUCAACAUGGCCUCAUCAGAAGAGGUGGGCAGGGCUGCUAGGAUGAACUCCAGGGUCUCAGAUGGACGGGACAAACCAAAGGAUGCUGGGAAGUUUAACCUGACCUUUAGGAGCCAUUGAAUGGAGAAUAAGGACUUCCAAAAGUCAGAUGACUUGCAAUGUUUAAAUCAGAAGAAUAAUAGUGGGGGCUUUAUACUCAUUGAGGAAUGAAUUUCCUGAUGCAAAGACUAUCUUUCCUCCUCCUCCUUGGACGAUUGGUGGAAAAACUUCAAUUGCCACCUCUGCUCACUUUUAGUUAUUUAAGACAGAGUAUAGCCUUGGCUAUUUUUAUCCCAAUUGCUUAAAAAUAAAUGGGAAAAAGGAUGUGAUGAGUUUGCUCUUGUAUUCCUAUAGUCCACGGUUUCUCAAUUGGCACAGUUGACAUUUUGGGCUGAAUAAUUCUUUGUUGUGCAUUAUUUGGCUGUCCUGUGCUCUGUAGGAUGUUUGGCAUUAUCCAUGACCUGUACCCACUGAUGCCAGUAGCACUCCUGACCCCAAAGCCGUGACAACCAAAAAUGUCUUCAGACAUUUCUAAUUGUUUCCAGGGGGGCAAAAUUGCCCUUGAUUGAGAAACACUGAUUUAGCCAGUCAAGAUGAAGAUGGUGAUUAGUCUCAAAACAAAAGGACGUUUAAGAUCUUUUAGUCCCUAGAAAGAAGCAAAAGCAAGACUUCAAAGUCGGCUUAUUUUUAAUUUUUUUAAUAUUAGGGACAAUGGGUUUAAAUAUCUAGAGGGACUUCUUUUCAGAACCCCAGAUGAGAGCCAAAGUCAGAAAAAUUAAACAGGGCAACGUACAAGAACUACAAAGAAGACAUUUUCACUGGAAUUACAGAGUAAAAAUUAUAUUGCAGAAGGAAAUGCUGAGAGAAUGUAUGCGUGCGUGUGUGUGUGCAUGCGUGUGCAUGUGUUGCAUGAGAUGAUAGACAGAUAGACAGACAGACAGAUAGAUAGAUAGAUAGAUAGAUAGAUAGAUAGAUAGAUAGAUAAAGUUCCAGGGAAAAUCUUCUUUGCAGAUGUCAAUUCUUAUAACCUUUCCUCUUUUGGGUCAUUUCUUUCCUGUCUCAUAUGAACUCGUCCCAAAGUGAAUGGUAUAUUGCCUAGAUUUUCAACCAGAGACAUGUUUAAAAAAGAGACAGAAAAGAAAGGAAGGAUGUUAAAAACAGAAAAUGCAGCUCAGGUGCUAUGGUCAGUAAGGAGUUGGAGACUUUGGCAAUGACGGGGUGAUUUUGGGGUCCCUGGGGACUUAUCAUCAACUGGGCCCUGCAGCCUGGGAGGACUGUGAGCCUGUAAACACUUUGAAAUGGGUUUGGACAUCUAGAUUCCUUUGCAACUUUUCUUCUUGACUCCCUUGUCCUUGGCUUUCUCCUCCCGUCUGCCUCUCUUGAGCAUUCAUGUGGCGCUGAAGACACGUUCCAAUAAGAGGGAGUCCUUUUCAUCAACUAAUGGAGCACCCGCCACAGUGGGUCACCCAGCGGACGUGAGCAAUUCUUAGUCAAAGGGUGCAAAGUGCUUGUAAAAUAUUCAGAAGCCUGGAAAUAAGAAGAAUUAAGACUUUGUCCUAAUUAUAAUGAGAACCAUUAUGAAUGGUGACCUUGGGGCACCAGCUUAGAUGAAUGACCUUCUGAAGGUACAACCAAGUCUGUUUUUGUUUCUACCUGGCUUGGUCACCACCACAAAAGCAUUACUCAGUGUUGUCAAGUAACAGUUACUGAGGGGACUGAGAGAAAUAACAAGGAGCAGCAGCUGAGAUCCGAGACAUUCCUGCAUAAAACAAACACCUUGCUUUAGGCUUUCCCAGCAUGUGCCUAUACUUCCCACAGAAUGAAUUAAACCUCCAGAUAUUUGAUGUAAUGCUAGUGUGUCUGUGUGUGUCUGAACUGUGUCAUUUGGGACACCUGCUAGUUCUCUCACUGCUGUUCCUUCCCUUGCUUUGCCUGUUCAUCACCUAAGGUGGCUAGAUUUUUCUCCGAGCUUACCCUUCCCCAGCCCUGUAGGCUUCUCAUGUUUCCCUCAAUUGGCCUUGGCUUUUCCUGCACCCUCUCUGCUGGACAGUAAUCUUUGCAAAGUAGUGAGUGAGUCUGGGGAGUACCGACUGGGACAGUUCUGCAGAGAAUUAGCAGAUAGUGUGGUGUGUUGAAUGUGGCAGCUUCUUGGCAGCUGGCUCCUACUUAAACAAGCUGGAGUAUUAAGUUCUCAACAUAUCUCUCCAUUGUCUUUGCUUGAAUUUGAUGCGUUUUCUAUGUGCUGUUCGUGACUUGGAGAACUCAAAGUAAUCAAGCCACGCCAACUUGGGGUGUGAACAGAACACUUCCCACCACAGUGUUGAAAGGGAGAGCAAAAUCCCAGAGAUAAGCCAGCAUCAAGUGAAGCCCCUUUACUUUUGGGGGACACACGGCUUCACCCUUGAGAAGCUCAUCUGUGCUGGAUGCUUACAUGGUCCCUACACGUGCUCUCUCCAAGCCCUCCUUAAACUUGGGUGCUUAUUUGUAGUUUUCAUGGUUAACCUGAGGCAGGAAAUGUAUUGCUCAGACUUUAUCAGACUCAGAUCAUCUAAAACUCCUAGAUAUUUGACUUGAUGAAACUUGAGUAAGGCCCUGGAUCCCAGGGACACACCUACAGCUUCUUGUACUUGCUGUCUGAGCCGGGCAGACCCAAGUUAUGAGUUUUCCUUUGGACACUCUGGUCCUUCCUCAUAGAUUUUGCCUUGCUAGACUGUAAGCUCUUCGGGGGCAGGGACUAUAUCUUAUCAAUAUUUUUUCCCCCAGUACUUAACAUGAGAUAGGUGCUCAAUAAAUAUUUGUUGAGUGAAUGAAUGAAAACAUCCCCUGGAAGACUCCUCGGAUUUGGUGGCUAUCUCCAUCAUCGGAUGUGAAUCAUUUCUUCACCAGAAUAAGAGCACAGGGCCAUGAUGUCAAGGACAUAUUAUCUGUUAGAUGAACAUUUUACUGUGAGAUGCCUUACUUUGCCUUCCUACUUGUGCUGAAAUGAAACCAAAACAGGCUGUUUGCUUCUGCAAAUCAUGUAUUGGAUGAGAAUUCUGUUGCCUUGUUAGGAACUGUGAGAUUUAUCUGGUUUAAGAAACCAGUAAUGAACCUUUGACCUGUUUCAACCAAUGAAGAUUAUGAAUGUGUUUAUAUGAUAUAAAUUGCUAUUUAAGUGUAAAGGAGUUCUAAGUUUUAGUAUUUUGGGGUUGGUUUAUAUAUAUAUAUAUUUUUUUCUUUUUGAAAAAUAUGGAGGGGUCCUUUGAUAAGGUAAGUCAAGCAUGUUAGAUUUUAGUUUUGCAAGUGUGCUGUUUUUUUAAAUGUAUAAAAUAUAG
Molecule: messenger RNA, 4911 nt
Organism: Hipposideros armiger (great roundleaf bat)
Lineage: Eukaryota; Metazoa; Chordata; Mammalia; Chiroptera; Hipposideridae
Gene: EHF
Product: ETS homologous factor
Exons: 9
Coding region: 186-1136 (316 amino acids)
Biological process (GO): regulation of transcription by RNA polymerase II; cell differentiation
Cellular component (GO): nucleus
Molecular function (GO): DNA-binding transcription factor activity, RNA polymerase II-specific; sequence-specific DNA binding
Source: RefSeq, a predicted model, not a curated record